AAUCCCUUUCUCAACUCAUCAAUAAUAUUAAUCACUCAUCACCACCCAACCCCAUCAAAUCCAAAAAAAUCAAAUUACAUUAUGGAUUACUCCAUAUUUGGAAUAAAUUAAUAACAAAUCUAAAAAUGUAUUAAGUGACGAAGACCUCCCACUUACUUAUAAGCAGCAUCAUGUCCACAACCAAAUCUAAACCCAUAUUCUUGUUCUUCAAAACCCCAACUUGUGCCAUGGCCUCCCUCAUUUCCCUUCUCUCCCUCUCCCUCCUACUCUUCUUCACCCUCUCCUCCGCCACGCGCCACCACCACAACAACAACAACCACAAUUCCCACACUCCCUCCACCCCCACACCCACCCCCAUUGCCGCCGUCUCACCCGUAAUCCAACAAGCCUGCAAGGGCACGCGAUUUCCCCAGCAAUGCGAGUCCACUCUCUCCCAAUCCACCACUCUCCCGCCCAACCCAACCUCACUCCAGCUCCUCCAAUCUGCCAUCUCCGCCUCCUCCAACAACCUUAAAACCGCCCAGUCCAUGGUCAAGUCCAUCCUCGACACCUCUUCCGACAGCCGCAACCGCACCGUCGCCGCCACCACAUGCCUCGAGGAACUCGCCAACUCCGACCACCGCCUAUCCCAAGCCAACGAUGCCCUGACACGUGACAAGACCAAGGACGCCCGCGCCUGGCUUACCGCCGCCCUUGUCUACCAGUACGACUGCUGGAAUGGCCUCAAGUACGCCAACGACACAUCCAAGGUCGGCGAAACGAUGUCGUUUAUCGACAACCUCACCCAACUCUCAAGCAACGCGCUCUCCAUGGCCUUCUCCUACGACGCCUACGGGAAAGACCCGGCGACGUGGAAGCCUCCGGCGACAGAGCGUGACGGGUUCUGGGAAGCGACAGGAUCUUCGGGCGGAGGUUCCGUACCAGGGUUCCCGACGGGCCUGAAGCCGGACGCUACGGUGUGCAAGGAUGGCAGCAAUGGGUAUUACAAGACGGUACAGGAAGCGGUCAACGCGGCGCCGAGUAACGGUAACGGCGGAAAGAGGUUCGUGAUAUACAUUAAGGAAGGGGUAUAUGAAGAGACCGUUAGAGUUCCGUUAGAGAAGACGAAUUUGGUGUUCUUGGGCGACGGCAUGGGGAAAACGGUAAUUACUGGCUCUGCUAACGCUGGCCAGCCCGGCAUGACCACUUACAACUCUGCUACAGUCGCGGUUCUUGGGGAUGGGUUCAUGGCGAAGGAUCUCACAAUACAGAACACUGCUGGGCCUGAUGCUCACCAAGCAGUGGCCUUCAGACUAGACAGCGAUCUCUCAAUCAUUGAGAACUGUGAAUUCAUAGGCAACCAAGACACUCUCUAUGCUCAUUCCCUGCGCCAGUUCUACAAAUCGUGCCGGAUUAUCGGGAACGUAGAUUUCAUCUUCGGCAACUCGGCCGCCAUCUUCCAAGACAGCCAAGUCUUGGUGGCUCCAAGGCAAGUGAAGCCAGAGAAGGGGGAGAACAACGCUGUGACGGCACACGGCAGGACAGAUCCUGCACAGUCAACCGGGUUUGUGUUCCAGAACUGCCUGAUCAAUGGCACCGAGGAAUACAUGAAGUUGUAUAAUAGCAAUCCCAAAGUGCAUAAGAACUACUUGGGUAGGCCUUGGAAAGAGUACUCUAGAACAGUUUUCCUGAAUUGCUUCUUGGAAGCAUUGAUCACACCCCAGGGUUGGAUGCCAUGGACUGGUGACUUUGCUCUCAAGACACUCUACUAUGGAGAAUUUGAGAAUAAGGGACCUGGUUCUGAUUUGUCUCAGAGGGUAUCCUGGAGUAGCAAGGUCCCCUCGGAGCAUGUUUUUGCUUAUUCAGUGCAGAAUUUCAUCCAAGGAGAUGAGUAUAUUCAAUAAGGAGCCAACACUCCUAAAUUGUAAUUUAAUAAUUAGCUUGUUACUUCAUAUAUAAACUAUUACAACACAAUAACGAAAUAUAGUUUUAUUUGGCCGGUCCCUACA
Messenger RNA from Arachis stenosperma, 1988 nucleotides. RefSeq names its product probable pectinesterase/pectinesterase inhibitor 51. The transcript is spliced from 2 exons. The record is from RefSeq and is a predicted model, not a curated record. NCBI's taxonomy places the organism in Eukaryota, Viridiplantae, Streptophyta, Magnoliopsida, Fabales, Fabaceae. Gene Ontology annotation, molecular function: pectinesterase inhibitor activity; pectinesterase activity. Gene Ontology annotation, biological process: cell wall modification. The coding region runs from base 171 to 1883 and encodes 570 amino acids.